This is a messenger RNA of Rotaria sp. Silwood2, 837 nucleotides long. The record is from the annotation of a GenBank genome assembly. NCBI's taxonomy places the organism in Eukaryota, Metazoa, Rotifera, Eurotatoria, Philodinida, Philodinidae.
AUGGAAUUGCGCAAAUUUGCAGCUAUGAUUAGUACAGCCAAUGAUUAUUCUAUCUUAAAAUGGCCAUCAUUAUUUAUUAGUUUUUCUAUAAUGCUUUUAGCUUUAAUGCUUUUAUUAAGUUUUCAUUCGAAUAGUUGGUAUUCAUAUGAAUCAAUUGGUACUCGUAGUAUAAGAAGACAAUUCAAUAAAACAACGCAGUAUUCUGACCUACUUGAAUAUGGUUCAUUUGGUUUAUGGUCUAUUUGUGUUAAUAAAUUGCAUGAUCCAAUAACUAAAUGUGACACAUGGAUACAAGAAACUCGACCUGAAUAUUUUACUGUUAUCAUUAUAUUAUCAACAUUUACAUUAUAUCUUGCUCAUUUAGCAAUUUUUCCAUCUUGGGCUUUAUUAAUACUUAUACUUUAUAAUACAAAUAAUCGUUAUCUACGAUCUAUUAAUGUUGUUAUUUGGAUUGUCCUACUUUUUUCUUUAUUGGUUACAACGGUUCUUGGAUCAAUCUUGAUCAUUAAUUCACUUACAAAAUUUCAUACACCAGGAAGAUUUAUUCUUGAUAGAAUGUAUGUUUCAUUUCAUGCCAGUGAUGGAAUAUCUUUUCUGAUUGUUGCAACAACAUUUGCUAGCGUUUGUUUAGUAUCAACCAUUAUAACAUUAGUAUGGAAAACAUUUAUCGAAAUGAAAAUAAUUCAAUUAGAAGGAGAACUUUUUAAACAAUUAUCUGAUGAAAAUUUUCAACCAGUUUGGAAUAAACCUAUUAUGAUACCACGUACUACAUCAACUCUUGCUGAUAAUCAUGAAGAACCACCACCAUAUAACUAUUUUUAUGAGCAAGACCAGUAA